Messenger RNA from Mya arenaria, 1259 nucleotides. Its product is annotated as ubiquinone/menaquinone biosynthesis C-methyltransferase UbiE-like. Lineage: Eukaryota; Metazoa; Mollusca; Bivalvia; Myida; Myidae. Gene Ontology annotation, molecular function: sterol 24-C-methyltransferase activity. Bases 132 to 737 code for a protein of 201 amino acids. The record is from RefSeq and is a predicted model, not a curated record. Gene Ontology annotation, cellular component: endoplasmic reticulum. Gene Ontology annotation, biological process: sterol biosynthetic process. The transcript has 3 exons.
UCUUUAAACAUGUGGAAGAUCAGAAGAUUAGAAGACCAUUACCAUACUAUAAUAUAGUUAAAACUUUAUGGCUGAGACACAAAUGCUUGCUGUCAUUUUGUGUAAUAAGGAAUACGAUUCAUAACAAGACAAUGGGGUGCUGCUCAAGCAGUGCUUCUGCUGGAGUGAUUAGCAAGGAGCAGCUACAUGGGGCAGCCGCCCAGCUGUGUGGGAUACAACCCAGCCACUUUGUGCUAGAACUCAGCUUCUCAAAAGGAUUAGGACUCAAACAGGCCCUCAGCCUUAUCAAAGGAGGGACAGGGCGUGUAGUUGGUACGGAAACCUCAAAAUUAAACAUCUCCGCAGUAACGAGAGAGCUAUGUGAAGAUAUAGAACUGGGGGCACUGGAGGUUUGCCUUCAGGAUUCAGAAUUGCUUCCCUUUAUUCACAACAUGUUUGAUGUGAUAUAUACAGUGAAUGGCAACCUCACGUGGGCUGACCAAACGGCUGCAUUGAAGGAAAUAUAUCGGGUGUUAAGGCCGGGGUGCCUGUUUAUGACUUGUGUGUACAAAGAACCGGUGGUGACUAAGAAAAAACAAUCUAAACAAAUACAAAUUGAAAGAGAGUUUCAUUCUGAUGAAUAUGUGCAAGAUUUAAAGGAAAGUGGUUUCACAAAGGUGAAGAUUAAAGAACACAGAAAUGCUGUUUCUGGGUAUAAAUAUCUAGCUGUGUAUGCAUAUGCCAGGCAGAUGAAAUGAAAAACAAACAGUGUCAAGGUGCCAGGACUUAAUCAGUCUAUGUGCCUACUAUCCGUAACAUAUUUCAUCAUCAUUCCUUGUUCAAUACAAGCUGGGCACAAGCUUGUGUGGACAGCGGGCAAGGAUUGUCACAAGUUUUCUUCAGCAUGUUCAGGGAAACCAGUAAAGAUUUGCUAAAAAACAACAAGCUAAUCUAAAUUUGUAAAUUGAAACAUUUCUCAGCCCAAACUUACCCUUCAUCCUGGUCAACUCCAAGCUGGGCACAGGCUCUUGUGGAUAAUAGGCGAGGAUGAUCACAAAUCUUCUUCAGCACAUUCAGGGCAACCAGAGGGGACUUUGUAGUCAUCAGCAGCUGAAAUAUUGUCAAGAUUUUCUAUGAAUAUUUUGUAUGGGCUGGUAUGAAUUCAUUAUAUGACAUGGUCGAAACUUGUUGAGAUUGGUAAAUUUUUAGACUCUUAAGGUCUAAUGCCUUUUUUAAUGAUAACAACACUCAAGAAGAUGAAUUUUUUCUACAAAUUGCUC